Messenger RNA from Botrytis fragariae, 318 nucleotides. RefSeq lists its product as uncharacterized. NCBI's taxonomy places the organism in Eukaryota, Fungi, Ascomycota, Leotiomycetes, Helotiales, Sclerotiniaceae. The coding region runs from base 1 to 318 and encodes 105 amino acids. The record is from RefSeq and is a predicted model, not a curated record. The transcript is spliced from 2 exons.
AUGGCUGAGAGCAAAGCGACAGAACACCUCAGAAAAACUAACAUCGAAACUCUGCAGUUUAUUGAAGACCCGUUUGCGAUCACUCAUUUCCUUGCCCUAAUUGUCUUGUUCGAAACGAGCAAUCGGCAUGCCAAUUUGGAAGAGAAAUUGCCAAAAAUGGCAAUUGUUGGGGAAAGUAAAAAUGUCUCAUUCGACGACGAAGAAUCAUCUGAAGCCAUAGAGCUUGAGCCAUACCCCAUGUCUCAGGUUCACGCACUUGAAUUUGCGAAGCCCAGUGGGAAUAACAACAUUACGCUUGGUAUCUUGAGAAUUCUAUAG